Messenger RNA from Volvox carteri f. nagariensis, 546 nucleotides. RefSeq lists its product as uncharacterized. Bases 1 to 546 code for a protein of 181 amino acids. The record is from RefSeq and is a predicted model, not a curated record. NCBI's taxonomy places the organism in Eukaryota, Viridiplantae, Chlorophyta, Chlorophyceae, Chlamydomonadales, Volvocaceae. Gene Ontology annotation, molecular function: acid phosphatase activity. The transcript is spliced from 6 exons.
AUGACAGCCCUUCCUCGGCUCGUGGCGUUUGAUCUGGACGGAACGCUCUGGUGGCCGGAAAUGUACAUGCUGGACGGCGGCGCACCCUUCCGACGGGACAAAUCCGGUGCGGUGUACGACAAACGGAAUCAGCGAAUCGAGUUGAUGGGCGCCACGGAAGCGGUGUUGGCGGAGCUGGCGACUAACCCUCGGUGGGGGCAGACGGAGGUGGCGUACGUCAGCCGUACCGAAUACCCCGAAUGGGCAAUCCCCUGCCUCAAGACUUUCCUCGUGACAGAAGACGGAAAGCACGGCACGUCCAAGAGCAUGUUUGACAUUUCAUCGUACCAGGAGAUCUACCCGGGCAGCAAACUCACGCACUUCCGAGCCAUCCAGAAGAAGUCGGGCAUCCAGUUUGAAGACAUGAUAUUUUACGACAACGAGCGCUGGAACAUUACCGAGUGUGCCAAAUUAGGCAUCACCUGCAUUUACACGCCAAGAGGCCUUACUCGUGAAGCCUGGGAGAGAGGUCUCGCUGACUUUGCGAUGGCGCGGAAAACAUCUUAA